Ogataea philodendri is the source of this 2118-nucleotide messenger RNA. RefSeq lists its product as uncharacterized. The transcript has a single exon. Gene Ontology annotation, biological process: positive regulation of mitotic recombination; nucleotide-excision repair; transcription by RNA polymerase II. The record is from RefSeq and is a predicted model, not a curated record. Gene Ontology annotation, molecular function: ATP binding; damaged DNA binding; hydrolase activity, acting on acid anhydrides, in phosphorus-containing anhydrides. Bases 1 to 2118 code for a protein of 705 amino acids. Lineage: Eukaryota; Fungi; Ascomycota; Pichiomycetes; Pichiales; Pichiaceae. Gene Ontology annotation, cellular component: nucleus.
AUGCAUUAUCCAGAACACAGAAAGAUUGUUUAUUGCUCUCGUACGAUGUCGGAGAUCGAAAAAGCUCUGAUCGAGCUGCACAAGUUGAUGGAAUAUAGAGCAAAAGAGCUGGGAUACGUGGAAGAUUUCCGUGGAUUGGGACUGUCGAGUCGUAAGAACUUGUGUCUUCAUCCGGUUGUCUCUAAAGAACGGAAAGGUGUGGUUGUCGAUGAGAUGUGUCGACGCAUGACCAAUGGACAAUUGAAAUCACGCAUAGAACAAGGACAAGCAAGCACUAAUGAUCUUUGUUCAUUUCACGAGAAGUUGUACGAUUUAGAUCCGGCCAAUCUGGUUCCACCGGGUGUUUACUCGUUUGAGAACUUGCUCAAAUACUGCAAGACAGAAGGAACAUGUCCAUAUUUCACAAUCAGACGGAUGAUUCCUUUCUGCAACAUAAUUAUUUAUUCUUAUCACUAUUUGUUGGACCCCAAGAUUGCCGAGAGAGUUUCCAAAGAGCUUUCUAGAGACAGUAUCAUCAUUUUUGAUGAGGCGCACAAUAUUGAUAACGUUUGCAUUGAAUCUCUUUCGCUGGAUCUGACAGAAGAUGUUCUGAAAAGAGCCAGUAGGGGUGCCAAUGCUCUGGCGAAAAAAGUCGAAGAAGUCAAGAAAACUGAUAGCAAGCGACUCCAGGACGAAUACGAGAAGCUUGUUGAAGGACUUCGAGAAACAGAGAUCUCCAACACAAACGAAGAGGCAUUCAUGGUCAACCCGGUGCUUUCAGAGGACGUUUUGAGCGAGGCCGUUCCUGGAAGUAUUCGUCGCGCAGAACAUUUCGUUUCAUUCCUCAAGAGAUUUAUCGAGUACCUUAAGACGAGAAUGAAGGUUCUGCAUGUCAUUAGCGAAACGCCUGUUUCGUUUCUACAGCAUUUGAAGCAGUUGACAUUUAUCGAUAGAAAGCCGUUACGAUUCUGUUCUGAGCGGCUAUCGCUGCUGGUGAGGACGUUGGAAGUCGUUGAGAUCGAGGAGUUUAUGGCUCUGAAGGAUAUAGCCACGUUUGGAACCUUAGUUUCCACAUAUGAAACGGGAUUUGUUCUUAUUCUGGAACCGUACGAGACGGAAAAUGCCACUGUUCCAAACCCAAUUUUGCGGUUCGCCUGUCUUGACGCAUCGCUUGCCAUGAAACCCGUUUUUGAGCGCUUUUCCUCGGUGAUCAUCACCUCUGGUACCAUCUCACCACUGGACAUGUAUCCAAGAAUGCUGAACUUCGACACCGUUGUGCAGGAGUCGUACACAAUGACUUUGGACAGAAGAUCGUUUUUGCCAAUGGUGGUGACCAAAGGGUCUGACCAGGUUGCCAUUUCGUCAAGAUUCGAGAUCAGAAACGAUCCUAGUGUGGUGAGAAACUACGGAACGCUUUUGAUCGAGUUCUCCAAGAUCACUCCUGACGGGCUGGUUGUGUUCUUCCCGUCGUAUCUAUACAUGGAGAGUAUCAUUUCGCAAUGGCAGACAAUGGGAAUUCUAGACGAGGUUUGGAAAUACAAGCUGAUUCUGGUGGAGACUCCAGAUGCACAGGAGACGUCGCUGGCAUUGGAAACAUAUAGAAAGGCCUGUUCGAACGGACGAGGAGCCGUUUUGCUAUCUGUUGCUCGUGGAAAAGUGUCUGAAGGAAUCGAUUUCGACCAUCAUUACGGACGUACGGUGUUGAUGAUUGGGAUUCCGUUCCAGUAUACAGAGAGCAGGAUCUUGAAGGCGAGACUGGAGUUUUUGCGGGACCAUUACCAAAUCAGAGAGAACGAUUUCUUGUCUUUCGACGCGAUGAGACACGCCGCGCAGUGUCUGGGACGUGUUUUGCGAGGAAAGGACGACUACGGAGUAAUGGUUCUGGCAGACAGAAGAUUUGCACGGAAGAAGGCCCAGCUUCCAAAAUGGAUAGGCCAGGCGUUGUCCGAGGCAGACACAAAUCUCUCUACAGACAUGGCCGUAGCUUCGGCCAAGAACUUCCUACGAACACUGGCCCAGCCAAUCAGCGUUAAGGACCAGGAACAGGGAGUCAGUGUGUGGACUCUGGAACAGCUCGAACAGCAUCAAAAGGAGCAAAGCGAGCGGUUCACCGCCAUGGACAUCGAGAUCCAAGGCUGA